AUGGAACAAGGCGAAGGGAGGGAGGAGGUGAUUAGAGAGACUUGUAAAAAGUUGUAUGCAAAGCAAGCUGCCAACCCCACCAAGUUGGCCGAGCUAAAAGCAACAAGUGAACUGGCAAAGCAAGUCGCUUGGUGGUUCAAAAACAAUCAGAGAAGGUUUUGCAAUGAUGGACAUGAGGACUCCUCCGGGGAGGAGGGAACUACAGAUAAGCGCAGAAAGUCGGCAAAGAAAGGCAAAGGAAAAGAAAGGGCAACUACUGGCAAUGAAGAUGAUGAAGAAGAUGACGCAGAAGGCCCUACUGUGGACGCUUCAUGGCACAAGCGAAUGACAGGCCCCCUGAUGGCAAAGGCUUACAAUGAGGACAUGUUCAAGGAUGUUUUGAGUAGCCAUAAAGAUCAGGGAUUCGGAAACCGGUUCAAUUUUGCCAUAUCAGAAUUUUGGAAUACUUUCACCGAUGAAGAAAAGGAAGAUUAUUCACGGAAGGCAAGGGAGUGGAACAAAAGGGGACCACCAAACAAUAUGAAAGCUACUUUGGCUAGGCGAAGCAUGCAAGAGAGCAUGAAUAGUGUGGUAGAAUAUUUCUCCACCUACUUUGACGCCUCUGUUGUUAUGUUUAGUGUGGCGCCAGGAGAUGGACAGCCUAUUGUUCGGUGGCAUGAAACCAAAGAUGGCAAAAGUCCAAGCAAGUUCAUAAAGUCCAGUGUCUUCCGGGCUUUCAGGGAAGAAUGGCUAAACGCUGUGCCCACUGGUUUGUAUGGACAUCCUGAAGAUCUUGAAGAUAAUGAUGGUGCCGAACGAGAUUCAUGGGCGGUGGUUGAUGAAACUGAGGAAGGGCAGCCAAUCCUUCCUCAGAUGCCUGCCGGAGCUAGAAAUGAAGCAAUGGUAAAGGUAUUUCGUGAAUAUGGGAAUGCAAUUGCUGCAUAUUACUCUCAUGGAGAAAAGAAGACUUUGCCUUGGCUUCGUCUUUCUCAAAAGAAUAAGGCAUAUAUGCACUUGAAGAGUCGGGUUUCUGGAGUACAGUUUGGCGAACCAAGCAAAAUGUCCAUUGGGGAUGUUCGGAGCUACUACAUGCAUUUCCUUGAAAGGCAAAACAACGGUAGCAUGGGAUUGCGUUUGAUAGAUGGCUGGGAUAUUAGCGAAAAGGACAAGGAUGGGGGGAAAGAGAUUGAAAUGGUUGUAGUGAAGAAGCGGAGGGGCUCAGCAGUGGAUUUGGAUCAGAGAAAGCGUGCAAAGUCUACACCAGAGGAGACAGAUGAGGAUAGGGAAGGUGACGGUGGUGGAAUGAUUGUGGACAAGGAUGACAUGAUGGCCCAGAUGCAAAUGUUGGCGCCUGCUCAGGUGAUGAAUGAGGACCGUAUCCUCUUCCUUCGGUCUCUCUCAACAGAAGUUGACUAUCUCGCCAUGAUCCAAUGGCUUCACAUGUGCAAGCAAGGCCAAGUUUCGCCACGGCUCAACCGCAGAGCACCAGCAUGGGCAUCUUGGGCUCUGGACACACCAUACCUUCCAGAGGAGUUCUAUCAGUUCUCCAGUGAUGAGAGGGACCGGGAGGCCUUUGCCGCUGCUAAGGCAUACCUCAUGCAGGAUCCACUCCCUCAUGUUGGACUUGGAGAUGCCAUCGGCCCAUAUGAACGUGUUGAGAAAUCCCUGCUCAUUCUAGGUCUCAUGCUCCGUGAUAUGUCCAAAGUUUGCUUUCUGGAGCCUGAUAGUGAUGUGGCAAACUGUCUCCCAGAUUACAUGCAACAAUCGCCUUUUGCCCUUGCCGAGUGGAAUGAAUUGACUGAGGUCUGCAAGCAGAUCAAGAACAGUCUGAGCAAAUGGGAGGAGCAGGUGAAGCAAUCAGAAAGACGCAAGAAGUCCACAAUGCCCGGCCCUAAAGUAUCUGCAGCAGGACCCAGUGCUGGCCCUAGACUUGCUGCAGCUGGCCCUAAAGCUGCACCAAAUUGGAUAGGAACUCCAAGCCGAAUCCCAAGCGACUUACAAACCCUGGCAGCGGUAUGUGGCUGUCUUAGGGAGGAUGGACAAGUCUUCGCUACCUUCAAUGCAGACUGGAGGGCUGUGGUGGAUAACUACUGGGCAUUGGAAGGAAAGUUGUUGAACAAGGCUACUGAUGAAGAUGGACGUCCACAUCAAGUCAAAGGGCUUCCCAAACAGGUGAAUGCAUGGGUUGCUGCAUAUCAAGAGGGUGCCCAGUUUGAUGUUGAAGAAUUGGUCAGUGACCCCAAUUUCGGCGCAGAAGUUUGGGAAUGGUGGAAGGGGCAAAAAGAGGAGAAUGCAAAGGUGUUGGAAGAGAAUGGUUUGGAUGGCCUUCUAACUCAACCAUUUUUGCAAUGCGGUGGAAGAGGAAUGUUGGUAAUGCUAUGGGCUGUUAAGGUGUGGGGUAAAGGGGUGGCCAGCCGUGGAAAGACUCAAGGGGCAGAGGCAAAAAGGUGUGCCAUUAUGUGCACUGAACUUCGCAAACUUUUUGCAGAUCUGAUCAAGGCACCAAUUUUGUAA
Messenger RNA from Pleurotus ostreatus (oyster mushroom), 2493 nucleotides. RefSeq lists its product as uncharacterized. Lineage: Eukaryota; Fungi; Basidiomycota; Agaricomycetes; Agaricales; Pleurotaceae. The record is from RefSeq and is a predicted model, not a curated record. The transcript has 8 exons. The coding region runs from base 1 to 2493 and encodes 830 amino acids.